AUGUCUCUGACCGUAAAGGAACGAAUCGACGUGGUUCUUUUUGCUGGAAAUCAACUAAGCUAUCGUGAAAUAGCUGACGAAUUUAACAGACUGCAUCCAGAUCGUAAGCCAAUUUCCAGUGCAACUGUUGGCAAUCUCCUCGCUAGAUUUAAGAAAACCGGUGCCGUCUACAAUAAAAAACAAUUGGUACCGGAGAACAAGUGUUAUAAUGAAGUUCCUCUUCUUGAAAGAUUCAGCGGAUCUCUCAGGAAUUCCGAAGAACAAACUGUCAAUGGUUUGACCGACUCGAAAAGGCUGUAUCGUCUGAUACGAACUCAAAAAGGGCAUCACUGUGUUCUUCUCAAAGUCGACGAGAACAUGGUGGACAAGUUAGUGGACGUGCUGGUACACUUCGAACUAAACUGUUCAUUCUUUUUUUUUGACGGACUCAACAAGUUCUGUUUAGGUCCACAAUCGUCAUCUUUGUUCACUGUUGCCAAGCAAGAUCCUGAAGAGGUACCAUUCUUCAAAGCAAUUUCUGCUGCAGAUUUGCUGGGAACCUUCGAGAAAGGCCGGUCUUCUGCUGGCCUGGUUACCUCAAAGGAGCAAAAUCCGUUGAAAAAGAGAUCCCAAAAAAAUUUACAAUCCGUACCAUUUAACUGGAUUCCCGAAAGUAGCUUUGAUGAUACGGAUUCUCAAUCGGGCCUUCCUGCAAUUCAUGAAGAACAAUGCAAGAAGGGCUACGUGAACUGUCAUCUUUGUAAGAAUAUGAUCUUGGCGUCGAGGUUCUCCAAUCUCUCACGUCAUGCUCGUAGACAUGCAGUAGUAAAGAAGUACGAGUGUGCACACUGUGAUGUUCAGCAUAAUGAGCAUUUUAAGGCACAGGUUGGUUCUCACUCAUCUAACUGUCGUACUGAAUUAGACCCUACUACGAGCAUCACAAAUGAGGGCCUGACACCAAGUUUCCACGAAGAAACAUCGUCAUGUUUAGAACAAAAUAUUUCGGCGGAUGUUAAAUCCGAAAGCUGGGUAGCGGGGAAUCGUAUGCAGUCGUCAUCAAAAGCAGCCUACAAUUAUGAUGGACAUAUGUCACCUGACCAAGUUUCAGAGGUCAUGGCAGAUGACGAGGAUUGCAGUGACUCGGAUCCAGUGCUAUGUCAUCUUUGCUAUCAACCUUUUGUGUUGGCCAAUCUGACAAAUGUAGCUGAGCACGCGAAAGAGCACUAUUAUGUCAAGCAGUUCGAAUGCGAGCUUUGUGGUUUUGCUAACAACAGACGACUUCAAGUUAGAAGUCAUGCAUUUCAUCAGCAUCUGUACCAACGCCCUCGUAUAAUAGAGCACAAUGACGAGAAUAUGAAGAAAGCAUGGACACAGGUUGCCCGAAUAUGCUUUCCUAGUCUUCCUAGACGAUUAAUGAAGGAGAAGAUGAAAUAUUUACGAUCUCAUCCAACUUCUGAAGUUGUGUUUGAAACAGCACCAUCUAAUGUCUCCAAGAGUGGAUGUUGA
Molecule: messenger RNA, 1485 nt
Organism: Angiostrongylus costaricensis
Lineage: Eukaryota; Metazoa; Nematoda; Chromadorea; Rhabditida; Metastrongylidae
Source: the annotation of a GenBank genome assembly